Molecule: messenger RNA, 3322 nt
Organism: Cucumis sativus (cucumber)
Lineage: Eukaryota; Viridiplantae; Streptophyta; Magnoliopsida; Cucurbitales; Cucurbitaceae
Exons: 2
Coding region: 33-839 (268 amino acids)
Molecular function (GO): protein dimerization activity
Source: RefSeq, a predicted model, not a curated record
UAGUUAAUGGACUCUACUCAUGCAUAACGAAAAUGGUUGCUUCAUUGGAAGUACAAGACAAAAUACUUGCAGAACUAAGCAAGUAUAAGAGAGCUGAAGCAUUAUUCGGACAACCUUUAGCAAUCAGACAAAGGGACAAAAUAUCUUCAGGUAAAUUUCAACUAAACGAUUACUCAACGAUACUAGCAACAAGCUCUUCUAUUAAUAUAUAUAUUUUUUUGUUUGUGCCUAUAGUGGAAUGGUGGGAUAAUUUUGGACAAUCAACUCCAAACUUGCAAAAGUUUGUUGUGAGAAUUUUAGGUCUUACUUGUAGUGCUUCUGGAUGCGAGCGUAAUUGGAGUGUGUUUGAACAGCCUCAUAGCAAGAAACGAACUAGGCUUGCUCAAAGUCGUUUGAAUGAUCUAGUGUUCAUCAAAUACAACAGAGCACUAAAACAUCGAAACAACCUACGAGAUAUUGUCGACCCCAUCUCCUUGAAAGAUAUUGAUGAUAGUAAUGAAUGGUUGAUUGGAAGAUUGGAUGACGAUUCUGAGGAGGAUGAUGGGUUGGUAUUUAACGAUGAUUCUUUAACGUGGGGUGAUGUUUCUAGAGCUGCCGGAGCAAAAGAACCAUCAUUCUAUUCUAGAGCUGCCGGAGCAAAAGAACCAUCAUUCUAUUCUAGAGCUAGUACCUCUAGAGCAAAGACUAUUGUUUCAUGUUCAUCCUCGUCUACCACGCAACGAAAACAAGUAAAUUUAGAUGAUUUCGAUUUGGAAGAAGAAGAUACUGAUGGCUAUAAGUCCAACGAAGGAGUGAAUGAAGACGAGGAUCAAUUUAGUGAUGAUGAGUUUGAUCUUUAGGGAUGAACUUUUAUUUUGAUUAUUGACUUGUUGAAUACUGGGUAGUUUUUUGUUGUUUAGGCUACUUAUAUUGGGUACCUAUAUUUUAUACAUUGUUGCUCUGCUAUGUGUGUGUAUAUAUAUAUUUUCUUCUCUUUUUAUAUAUAGUGCGCCUUAUGAAAAAAAGCUCGCGCUUUUUUUUGCGCCUUGCGCCUUGUGCCUAGGCUCCAAAGGACCAAUGCGCCUUGAGCCUUUAAAAACACUGGAUGGAUCAUAUAAUGAUUAUGUCAAGAAAUUCGUCCAAUAUUCUGCACCACUACCGCACAUGGUUGAAAGCAUGCUCUUAGAUGCAUUCGUGACAGGUUUAGAACCGACUCUUCAAGCAGAAGUUAUUAGUAGACACCCUCAAACCUUGGAGGAAUGUAUGAAGGAGGCACAACUGGUAAGUGAUAGAAACCUAGCCUUGAAAUUAGUUAAAGCAGAAUGGGUAAACAAUGUGACUAGGGAAGGAAGAGGCUGAAGCUAGGGACAAAGCAGUCAAGAUAAAAGUUCGCCAAAGAAGACUGAGUUUCCCAUGAAGCAAGUCACUAUUCCCAUUAAAGACCGAGUUAAAAGACUUUCGGACACGGAAUUCAGAGCAAGAUUGGACAAGGGCUUGUGUUUUAGCUGCAAUGAGAAGUACUCAUUGGGACACCGAUGCAAGAUGAGAGAGAAAAGAGAAUUAAUACUCAAUGAGGAAGAGAGUGGCGGGGAGGAAGUCAAAAUGGAAGAGACCGAAGAAGUAAUAGAGCUGAACCAAUUAGUGGUUGCUGAAACCACCGAAAUUGAAUUGAAGACACUAACGGGGUUAACAUCCAAAGGGACAAUGAAACUGAAAGGGCAUGUAAAAGGAAGGGAGGUGGUGAUUCUCAUUGACAGUGGAGCUACGAACAACUUCAUCCAUGAAGCAGUGGCAAUGGAAGGAGGGUUGAGCAUCGAACUCGGUACACAAUUUGGAGUGACUGUUGGAGACGGGACACGCUGUAAAGGGAAAGGUAUUUGUAGAAAGGUGGAACCGAGAUUGAAAGAAAUGACAGUUAUAACCGACUUUCUAGUGGUGGAACUGGGAAAUAUUGACGUGGUUUUAGGGAUGCAAUGGCUAGAUACAACCGGCACAAUGAAGGUACAUUGGCCAUUAUUAACCAUGACCUUUUAGGCAAAAGACAAGCAAAUUGUGUUUAGAGGAGAUCCAUCCUUAGUUAAAGCUGAAUGUUUCUUGAAGACAUUGGAAAAAACGUGGGAUAUAGAAGAUCAAGGCUUUCUCUUAGAAUUCCAGAAUUAUGAGAUGGAAGUAGAGGAUGAAUAUGAAAUGGAAACAAAAGGAGAUGAGGAGGAAAUACCUAUGUUCCGAUCCCUGCUCAAGUAUUAUGCGGAGAUAUUUGAGACACCGAAGAAACUACCUCCAAAAAGAGCUAUUGAUCACAGAAUAUUAACCUUACCGGACCGUAAACCUAUCAACGUAAGACCUUCAAAUACGGUCAUGUGCAUAAAGAAGAAAUCGAAAAACUUGUGGUCGAGAUGCUUCAAGUAGGGGUUAUUCGCCCUAGUCAUAGCCCUUACUCCAGCCCGGUGUUGUUAGUGGAAAAAAAAAAUGGUGGAUGGCGAUUUUGUGUCGAUUACCGCAAGUUAAAUCAAUGACAAUAUCGGCUAAUUUCCCAAUUCCUGUGAUAGAGGAAUUAUUAGAUGAGUUGAAUGGGGCAACGGUUUUCUCGAAAUUAGAUAUGAAAUUUGGUUAUCACCAGAUUAGAAUGAAAGAGGAAGAUGUGGAGAAAACUGCGUUCCGCACACAUGAAGGGCACUACGAGUUUCUAGUGAUGCCAUUUGGUCGCACGAAUGCUCCGACAACCUUCCAAUCCUUGAUGAACUAGGUAUUUAAGCAUUUCCUUCGGCGCUGUGUUUUGGUGUUCUUUGAUGAUGUACUGGUUUAUAGUGCGGAUAUAGAUGAACACGCAAAGCAUUUGGGCAUGGUAUUCAAUGUUCUGAAGGAUAACCAACUGUUUGCUAACAAAAAAAAAAAGCAUUAUAGCCCAUUCUCAAAUACAGUACUUGGGGCAUAUGAUAUCUAAAAGAGAAGUUGAGGCAGAUGACGAAGGUUAGGAUCAAUGAAAUAUGAAUAGGUUCAAAGAAUAUAGAAUAUUGACGAAAAGAAAAGAAGCUCAUUAACGAUAAUGAAAGGCUGCAGAGUAGACGAGGGGAAGGAGUGCAAGUGCUCAAAUAUAAAAGGAUGGUCCUACGGAUAAAUCCUGGGGACUCCGGACUACUUCGGGAGCUAUCCCGGCCAUUUCCGACAAAUUAUCCUUCUUUUCAUCGAUUUGGUCUAUUAAGAAGAAAGAGAUAAAAGGCGCAAUGAAAUAUGCGUUGCGAAAAAGGACGCAGAUGCGCAAAGAAUAGAAUAUGGAUAGUCCUUUGGAUUGGCACAAAAGUCAAUCAAAGAAGAAUUCACUCAUUAACGAUAAUGAAAGAAG